UGGUAGACGGAGAUGGAAAUACUAAAAUGCUGGAAAGCAUUCGAAAGAUACGUACAAAGGGAGACUGAUGCAUCAAUGCAGAACCAGUAGGGAAUUCCACCAUUACAUUUCUGUUACUGAAAUAUAAAAAGAGAUAAGAAAUCGAAUUCAAUUAGAUAAAAAAGCACUUCAAAACCAUGAACUAUCAUUUGAUUGAAAUCAACAAACUGAGAAAGAAACACGGUAAACAGAAGAAGGCAUCUUCAUGUCCAAAACAGUUACAGGAAACUGAACAGUUGUUGUUGAAGUACUGCAGCGAUGGAGAUGAUUAUGUAUCAUAUUCAGCAGCAAAGACCUUGGUUUAUAUUCUUAAAAAUCAUCCAGAAAAGGCUAGAUGUACUGCAAUGCUAAAUCUCACCAUCCAGCAUAUUAUCGAGGAUUCCAGUACAAACAGAGCAGCUAUACAUUUAUUGCAUUCUGUCAGUCACCUUGUAGCUCAGGGAAUGCAGGAAUGGAUAGGAGAUGCCCUUUUGUCACAAUGGAAGAAUCUAAAUGAAUUUACGUGUCAUUUGAAUGGGGAUGAAAAGGAUAUCACCUUGACACAAUUAGAAUUCUAUGACAUUAUUAUUAAUCUAAUGCAAAGUAAUAUGGAGCCUGGUAAUAUCCCCAACUCAGGUGUAUGCACUAAUCUAGAUGCUCCUAUGAAUGAAACAGAACUAGAUAAUGAACAUAUUAGAACAGGCUUAAUAGUAAAUGCUACAGAUAAAGCGAAAAGUGAUAGAACAUUGCCAUCGAUGAGCACAUAUGAGGGAAAUGCUGUUAGUUGCUGGCAUGAACUGGUUGACACUAUUAACACAUCUACAAUACCUUCUAUUGUAACAUACCUGCAAACACAAGACAAUCCACUUAUAUUCAGCAAAAUCUUGGACAUUGCCAAUCUAUGGCUUCCCCUUCUACAGUGCAUCAAAGGAGACCACAACUCGGUCAUAUUGCAGAGGGCACAUGUCCUAAGUGAAGCCCUUCUAGGCAUAGACUAUACUAGGGAUAUGCCAUUAAGGAAGUGUAAUGUAGGCUUUAGUGGUGCAUCAUUAGAAGGGAAUCCGUCUACAUGUGAACAACAAAGAGACUGGCCUCUGCUCAGGAAGAUAUCUAUAAUACUCCUCAAGUCUUGUGCUACAUUAUCAUUGGCAGGUUCAAAGGAGAGUGCAGCAAGUUUUACGCAGUUGUGUUAUUUUGUGUCUUCAAUUAUCAUGUCAGAUGGAGCUGAUGAGGAAAAGUGGAUGUUUAGAUUAUAUAGGGACCAAGAUGAUGGCCUCAUAGAGAGUCUUAUAUGUGUUCUGGUUAUAUAUCAACACACAGUUCAUCAGGAAGCAAGAAACUCCUGGCUUUUAGCUCACAGGUUGUUUCUUAACUGCAUGGAUCAUUUCUCAUUUGACCACACAGUCCUCCUGGACCUCCUCACUUCACCAGAGACAUCAUUCCUUCUCUAUCUUACCAAGAUGUUAAAACUUCUCAUCAAUGAAUGGAGCAUGUUUAUCAUGAUAUGUGGACAUGUGCACCCACCAGUGGCAACUGAAGAAUCAAUAACUGAUGAAUUGGUGACAUCUGAACAAACAAUGGAUAUAACUGAUGAAUCAAGAGUAGCAACUAAACAAUUAUUGGGUAUGAAUAAUGAAUCUUGUGUGACUACUGAACAAUCAAUAGACAUGACUGAUGAAUCUCCAGUGAUAACUGAACGAACAUUGGAUAUAACUGAUGAAUCACAUCUGGCAAUUAAACAAUCAAUGGGCAUGAUUGAUGAAUCUCCAGUGACAACUGAACACAUGUUGAGCAUGUCAAAUCAAUUACCAGUAUCAAAUGAACAAACAAGUGUAUCUGAACAAUCAGCAUCAAUAUCAGCACAAUCAAAUCAAGUAAGUGAAAAAUCAUCAUUUCCAAUUUUAUCAAAAAUUAAUGACAUUCAGACAACCAAUUAUAAUCAUGCCACAAAUGAUGGUAAAAAUGCCUUAUUGAUAAAGGAUUUUAAGGACAAAGGGUCUGUCUUAUCAGACAACCUCUGCACACAGAGCAACAGGAGAGCAUUGGUGGAGUACUCUGAUAGCUCAACUGACAACUCAGAAGAUGAAGACUGCAUAGCAACAUCACAUCUCGCAUCUCCAAAUCUGAAUGAAAUGAACACUACUCAUGAACUAAAUACUGGAGGAAAGGAUUCCCUGGCAAAACAAGAUAUAUCUCAUUCCACUGGUGAGAUGCUAUUAGAUUUAGAUCAGUUUAAUGAAAAUCUCAAUCUCAGCAAAUGUGGUACAACAAAUCCAGAUAACACUGAAGCAUUGUCAGAAACCAAUAAAGAAGUUCAGACAAAUGAUGACAUUGCAGAUGAAGCUUCAGACAUAAAUGAUGGAAGUUCAUAUUCAAAUAAUUCUGAUAGUCACCUUUAUAACGAAUCAUUGUUGGACAAAGUUAUGACUCUUCUUAUUCAGCUGAGAUUUGCUUUAGAAAGACUUGUGCAUAAAAACCUAUUUCCAUAUAAUGCAAAUCCCCUAAUAAGACUUCUUGAAGAAUGUGAAGCCUUGUAUGAGACGCCCUGAAUAAAUUUCAUGUUCCUUUGUUUCAAUUGAGGCUGUGCCCGGGAGGCUGUGGCAAUGCUAUGCAUUAUCAAUAAUUCGAACAUGACUGUAUUCACGCCUUUUAUAAACUGUAAACAAAGUCGAUGCUUCAGCUGGGUUAUAUUCGAGAUCAAUAACCCAGUUAAUACGUGUAAUGUGUGACGUCAUAACGUGGGUCGUAGUAAUGGCGGACCAUGAUGAAUAUUCGA
Owenia fusiformis is the source of this 2794-nucleotide messenger RNA. The record is from the annotation of a GenBank genome assembly. NCBI's taxonomy places the organism in Eukaryota, Metazoa, Annelida, Polychaeta, Sabellida, Oweniidae.